Messenger RNA from Rotaria socialis, 733 nucleotides. Lineage: Eukaryota; Metazoa; Rotifera; Eurotatoria; Philodinida; Philodinidae. The record is from the annotation of a GenBank genome assembly.
AUAAACUUAGCCACUGCAUUGCAAACCUAUGGUCGCUUAUUAGUCAUUUAUGACAAGCAACCAAAUGGUGCACUACCUACCUACGCAACAGUCAUGCAAACUAGAAAUUCAGCUGGAACAGCAUCAAAUACCGCCUUUAGUGAUCCUAACUUUGACAACAAAGAAAGGUUCACUAUCCUUAGGGAUAUUACUAUGGUACUCCCUUCAGUUACCAACACCGCAGGUGUGUUAACUAAUAUAGGAUUUGACCAACAAUCAAAAAAUGAUAUUAAUGCUUUUAACAUUGAUAUUUAUAUUAAACUUAAAGGAUUACAUACUGCUUAUACAGGUGCAACCGCAGGAAUAGCAGAUAUCAGUACAGGUAAACCACCAGCUAAAAAACAACAACAAAAGAGAAAAAGACCAACUCAAUUUGCCCCAGUACCUCAAAUAUAUAGAAGAGGACCUAGAAUGGAAAUCAAAUACUGUGACAUUGCAGCUUCCGACGACAAUUUUAAUUUAGUCGGAGGGACGCCAUGGGUUCUACUUAAUGGUGUCGUUCAAGGUGCAGGCAACAAUCAACGUAUAGGAAACAAAAUAUCUAUGAAAGCACUUAGAAUGAAAGGACAAAUCAUAAACUUAGCCACUGCAUUGCAAACCUAUGGUCGCUUAUUAGUCAUUUAUGACAAGCAACCAAAUGGUGCACUACCUACCUACGCAACAGUCAUGCAAACUAGAAAUUCAGCUGGAACAG